Molecule: messenger RNA, 1722 nt
Organism: Helicoverpa zea (corn earworm)
Lineage: Eukaryota; Metazoa; Arthropoda; Insecta; Lepidoptera; Noctuidae
Product: cytochrome P450 6k1-like
Exons: 8
Coding region: 81-1589 (502 amino acids)
Molecular function (GO): heme binding; oxidoreductase activity, acting on paired donors, with incorporation or reduction of molecular oxygen; monooxygenase activity
Source: RefSeq, a predicted model, not a curated record
UUAAAAUUCAGUAUCUCCCAAAAUCUGUGGUCGAACAGAUGAUAUUAUAGUUCGAAAACGCAAAGAGAUCGAACGUCACCAUGCUCGGUGUUAUUCUUCAGUUGUUUCUGGUUUUUGUGAUAACUUGUUUAACCGUGGUCUAUUUCUUCUUUCGGAAGAACUAUGGCUACUGGGAAAAAAGAGGCGUUCCUUACGAGAAGCCGAAACCAUUCGUUGGAAGUCUUUCGUUCCUGAUGAGGAGAAGUUUCUGGGACGUUUUCUACGACUUCAGCAAGAAGUUCAAGUGUGAUUAUUUUGGAAUAUAUAUGUCAUGGAAACCAGCCCUCAUGAUCCAAUCGAAGGAACUUGCGAAACAGGUUCUAGUGAAAAGUAGUGACAGCUACCAGGACCGAUAUUCUUAUGCAGGACGUGACGAUGAUCCCCUGGGUUCAUGUAAUUUAUUUACACUUAAGAGUCCAAUGUGGGUCCAGAUGAGGCACGAAGUAUCCCCAAUGUUCACCGGCUCGCGUUUGAGGAACCUCACUGAACUCAUGAACAUCAACUCCAGCGAACUCGUACGCAGAAUACAGAAGGAUUACGUAGAAAACAAGCAGCCUGUUGACCUGAAGGAACUAUUUUCAAUGUACACAUCAGACACGGUAGCAUACACCGUGUUUGGCAUCAGAGUGAGCGCGCUAAAGGAGCUCACCUCUCCGCUCUGGCUGAUCACGCGACACAUGGUCAGGUGGACUUUCUGGCGCGGCUUCGAGUUCACCAUGAUCUUCUUCUUACCUGCCAUCGCUGAGUUUAUGAGGCUUAAAUUCUUCUCGCAACCUGCAACAGACUAUGUCAAAAAGUUAUUCGAGGAAGUGGUCGCCGAACGAAAGAAAACUGGAGAAAGCAGCGACAAAGAUCUCGUUAAUCACUUGUUGAAGGUUAAGUCUAACUUGAAACUACCCGCCGGCUCCGACGCGAAAUUAGCUGAUGACCUGAUGAUGGCGCAAGCUGCGUUAUUUAUUUUGGGUGCAAUUGAAACAUCUUCCACAACGUUAACCUAUAUGCUUCAUGAACUGGCCUAUCAUCCAGAAGAACAGGAAAAACUUUACCAGGAAGUUAGCGCAGCGCUGAAAGAAAGCGGGAAAGACAUUCUGAACUACGACGAUUUGUUGAAAGUCAAAUAUUUAACCGCGUGCAUGCACGAAACACUAAGAAAAUAUCCUCCAGUGCCGCACUUGGACAGAAUUUGCAACAAGACCCACCAGUUGACAGACGAGCUGACGGUAGAAGCUGGAACACCGGUGUACGUGAACGUAGUGGCCAUCCACUACAAUGAGGACUCGUACCCUGAGCCUGAGCAGUGGCGACCAGAGAGGUUCAUCAACUCUAAUGACAGUGACAACCACGACUUUGCGUUUAUACCCUUUGGUGAAGGCCCGAGGUUUUGCAUAGGUAAACGUUACGGCAUGAUGCAAAUACGCACAGCCAUCGCCCAAAUGAUUAUGAAGUUCAGAUUUGAGCCUGAUGCACCUAAGAUCGUGGAGUCCGACUCCUACAGCGUCAUCCUGAGUCCUAAGAAUGGCGGCAAAGUCAAGAUUAUCCCUCGAAACUAGACUGAAUAAUUCACAACCUUAACUGACAAACGAAUAUGUUUAAAGUAUGUAUUUUAAUGAAGUUUAAGUAAUAAAAAAACUGUAAAAAAAAUGUAUUAUGUAGCCUUAAGAAAUAAAAGCUUAAAAUAUUAAA